Molecule: messenger RNA, 2118 nt
Organism: Sodiomyces alkalinus F11
Lineage: Eukaryota; Fungi; Ascomycota; Sordariomycetes; Glomerellales; Plectosphaerellaceae
Product: RING finger protein
Exons: 2
Coding region: 1-2118 (705 amino acids)
Biological process (GO): protein ubiquitination; Ras protein signal transduction
Cellular component (GO): cytoplasm
Molecular function (GO): zinc ion binding; ubiquitin protein ligase activity
Source: RefSeq, a predicted model, not a curated record
AUGCCUACGUACUUUUAUCACAUCAAGUUCGAACUCUAUCCGACCGCCAAUCCGGUAGCUUGCAGCGAGCGGAGAGCUCUGGACGGACAAGGUGGAACAGCAUCACAGCCGACAAACGAAAUCUGGCUACCUGCGCCCGGCGCCGAUAUAUUCGACGAGCUUCCCUCUCAUCCCGGUCGACGAGAACCCAAAAACAAGGCCUCCAUCGCUUCGGGAUCACGUUUCCAUCCUCAACCGCAGCAUUCGUCCCAAUCCAAACGCAUUACGAAUCGCCACGUGGAGUCGUCACCGAGUUCUCCUAGCCAAAGCGGACCUUUGUCUGUAAACGUCAUAGACUGCGGUCCUUCGCGGGCCCAAGUUGAAGAGGAUAACGGGAAGAACAUUGAACUUCUCAGCAGACACCAGUGGAAGGCGAGGACCAAGAGUCUGCCCCCGCCACCGGCGUCCGCCGCGAUCAAACCCCAGACUGCUGUCAGGGACUGGCGAUUUGGAUGGGUCCGAGUGGCAAGCCUAGACCCAGGCGAGGACAAGGUUGCAACAACAGCGAACAUGGCCCAAGACGAGGAGCUCAGCAGCAGCAGCGGCGCCCCUGCUGCCACGGGCAUCGGUCCCAUGUUCAGCGGCGUGGGCACGGCCACCAAGGCCAAGUGCAUCCCGCUCGAUUUUAAGAACACUGAUAUGGGGUGGGGUAUCGUGCAUUUCUACCGCGAGGGCGAGGACAGUCCCGGCUUGCGAAUACCUCCUGCGGAGCAGCACCAGGAUGAUCAGAGCGAGGAGGAGUGCACCACUUUGUGCAUUCCUGCGGUGCCCAGCUACUGGACGCCUGGUGACUUUCUGGGCUUUAUCGGUGACAAGUGGAAGGAGGGGAUCAGUCACUAUAGGAUUGUCAUGACCGAGCAGCUGAGUCGCUACCUGCCCCAGAUAUUCCAGGUGGUCUUCGUCAAAUCCAUCACUUUCGAGACGCCGAUGGCACCCUCCAGUUCCGACGGGAACUCCAUGACAUCGUCGAGUCCCAUGGCCGUUUUGCAUUCCCUGAAACCCUUUCCGCCGCCGACACCGAACCUCAUCGAACUCCCCACGUGUGCGGUCUGCCUGGAAAGAAUGGACGACACGACCGGACUUAUGACGAUUCCCUGCCAACACAUCUUCCACUGCGCCUGUCUGGAGAACUGGAAAAGCCCCGGGUGUCCCGUCUGCCGCCACACCAGCGACAACCCGGAUUUUGACCCAUCAAACCCUUACACGCAGCCUUUUGGGUCGCCGGUUUCCAACCUCUGCAGCGUCUGCGACAGUACGGAUGACCUCUGGAUCUGCCUCAUCUGUGGCAGGGUCGGGUGUGGACGGUAUAAGGGCGGGCAUGCAAAAGACCACUGGAAGGAGACAGCACACAGCUUCGCAUUGGAGAUCGAGACGCAGCACGUCUGGGACUAUGCGGGCGAUACGUGGGUGCACCGUCUUAUCCGCGAGAAAGGCGACGGCAAGCUCGUUGAGCUCCCGGGAAAGACGGGCGGGCCCCAAGACGGCCCUCACCAGCGGGACGACGUGGUUCCUCGCGCCAAGCUGGAGAACAUGGGACAAGAAUACGCGCAUCUCCUGAGCUCGCAGCUGGAGUCGCAACGCGUCUAUUUCGAAGAGAUGAUGAGCAAGCUUGCCGACAAGGCGGCAAAGGCGACGGCGACGGCCGAGGCUGCCUUGAAACAAGCGGAAUCCCUACGUACAGAGAACGCCAAGUUCUGCGCGGACCUGGAAAGGCUGCAGAACGAGGUCAUACCGCAGCUGGAGCGCGACAGCGAGCGAGAUCGAAAGAAGGCGGAGAAGGCGCAGGAGCUGGCUAGGAACAUGGGGAAAGCCUUGCAGGAGGAAAAGGAGGUGUCCAAGGGCUUGAUGAAGCGUGUGGAGCACAACGCGGCGGAGCUUGGAAGCCUCCGGGCGAGAGAUCAGGAGCAGCAGGCGAAGAUUGCCGAGCUGGAGGAUAUGAAUCGCGACUUGACCAUGUUCAUUUCGGGCCAGGAGAAGCUCAAGGAACUCGAGGCUGAAGGCCAGGUUGAAGCGGGAGAGCUCGCUGAAGGGAGUGCUAGCGUUCCUGAAAGAAAGGGGAAGCGGAAGGGGAAGAAAUAA